Molecule: messenger RNA, 1044 nt
Organism: Protopolystoma xenopodis
Lineage: Eukaryota; Metazoa; Platyhelminthes; Monogenea; Polystomatidea; Polystomatidae
Source: the annotation of a GenBank genome assembly
AUGACGUCAGUCUCCCUCGCCGGCAGCUGCGUCCCUCCGAGCAGUCUUUCCAUGCAGACGCCCGUCUCGCCACUCCACCAGCCCCUCGGGCCGGCCGCCUCGCUGGCUGGCCUGCAGGCGAGCGUCUCACCGCCCACGCACCUCAGUCUGGCCAAUGGCGUUCUUUCCAGCGCACUAGCCAGUCAGGCGCAGGCACAGGCACACGCGCAGGCACAGGCACACGCGCACGCACAGGCGCAUGCGCAGGCACAGGCGCAGGCGCAGGCGCAUGCGCACGCACAGGCGCACGCGCAGGCACAGGCACAAGCUCAAGCCCAGGCGCAGGCACAAGCUCAGGCGCACGCGCAGGCGCAGGCACAGGCGCAGGCUCAUGCGCAAAUGCACACUCCUCAUCAGAUGACUCAUCUGUCACAGCACCAGCACCAGCACCAGCAUCAGCACCAGCAGCCGUCGCAGGGCCAAGCGCUCACGCAGCAGCUGCACUCGCAAUCGAUCGCCGCCUCGGGCCAGCCGUCGCUCCAUCUGCAGCCACAGCCGGUCGGCUCGACAGGCCUGGCCACGCCGCUGCUCGGCCUGCCUUCGCAGGCGGCGGCUGCGGCUGCGGCGGCCGCCGCGGGGCUGGCCUUUUCAACCAAUCCCAGCGCAGCUGCGGCGGCAGCUGCUGCGGCCGCUGCCGCCGGCUCGCAGAACCCAACUGUCGGCCUCGGUCUCGGUCUUCAGGCGCUGUCCUCGGCCAGCCUGUCCGGCGGCCCGCCGCCGGGACUCACCACCAGCGGCCUCUCCAGCGUCGCCGCCUCGCUGGCGGCCCUGGCGAACGGACAGGCGGCCACGGCGCCUCUCUCGCUCGCCUCUCUCACGCCCUGUCAGUUUCACCCUCCCUCUGUCUGCUUGUCUCUGUCUCUCCUCAUCUCUCUCCCGCUAUUGCUGUCUCUGUCUCUCUUCGCUGGACACGGCCUGAGUUUGGGCUCGCUGGCUUCUGCUGUUCACGGCCUCUCUGCCGAUCCGCUGCCGCAACUCUACUCCAGCAUUCAGCCUUAUGCAAUG